Molecule: messenger RNA, 1464 nt
Organism: Cladocopium goreaui
Lineage: Eukaryota; Dinophyceae; Suessiales; Symbiodiniaceae
Source: the annotation of a GenBank genome assembly
AUGGCGUGGAACAAGUCCGGCUCUUCUUGGCCCAAUUGGAACCCAAACAAUUCCUGGGGAUCAUGGUCAGACAGCCACAAGAACUCAUGGGAUCAGAGCCAGCCAGAGUCAAAGUGGGAUCAGACCAAGCCAUCCGCCAGCAUCACCCAGACUCCGGUUCCUUCAGACUUUCAGGCUGAUGAGGAGUUCUUAGACAACCGUGAGAAAUAUGGGUACAAACUCCACCGCAAAGUUCAACCCACCAAUUGGUCCCGAAAGCGGCAACUAGCGGGCCGCCCGGUGGAAGACAUAAGCAUCGUGGACAUCACCAAGAACGGCUGGGAAGAACAUGCGCUUCGAGUUUUGUCUCAAGGGUCCUUUGUCACGCCAGUGUGGGCCCGAUCCACAUCAGAAGCAGUGUUCGCUGCAGGGUUGUUCAAGAAGAUCAGGGAAAAGAAAUACAAUAUUGAUGCCAUUGCUGAACGCAUUUGUGCUGACAGCAACACACCACCCCCCAGCAAACAUGAACAUGCCAUCGACUUCAUGACACCGCUUGUGGACAAAAUCAUGAGUCUUUUGGAUGAGCUCCACCCGGUCGCCCAAGAUUGCACCGCCUUGAAGAAAAUCCAAAGCUUAGAGGCAGAGAAUGCUCGGUUCCGAGCCAAAGGAGUUGUUUUGACUCCGGAGAAGCAUACCACCACAGGGGAGAAACCAGGAGAAGCGAAUUCAGAACCAGGCUCAUCAGUGCAUCCCGCAAAGAAACGCAAGGUCCAACUGCUUGAGGUUGAUGCUAUCCACCACCCCAAGCAAGCUCUUGAGGACCCUCCUUCAGCCACCACCGACAAAGCCAUGCAACAAUGGCUUGAAAACAUCAAGAAGCACAUGGACAAGGAGAAGGCUUCCCAGCUCGACAAGUACGUCAAGCAAGUUGUGGAACACCACAAAGGGCUCAAAAGCAAAGACCUGGGCGACCUCCGUGCCUUGGCUAUAAAAUGGGGGCUUCCCUACAACUUGGCAGAGAAGGCCAGCAACAAAUCGUUGUCUCAGAUCGUUGCAGCGGCGGCACUGCAGGUCGCCAUUCCUUGCCCACCCAGAAUAUCGGUCUCGGAUGGAAAGCUUCAAAAGGACAGUGGGCACAAGCCAGUCAACAAACAGUACAAAAUCCCAACAGGACAAGCGUUCCUGAAACGGAAGAAAUCUUGGAAAAAGGGCCGUACAAUUAUUGGAUACCACUGCAGUGUCCUCACCAAGCUGACGCACAUCACUGCAGUAGCCCUAGCAGACAUGCUGACCGAAGUGUGGCCUUCAACCUUGGGGACAACACCUACACCGGAACUAUUCCAGAAGCUUCACAAGUUCUUCGAUGAGACUUCCAGCGACAUUGACCUCGUGAUGUACAACGACGACUUGGUGGGCUUCUUCAACUCCAUCCCUCAGGAACAAACAACCUCACACUUUCAGGAUUUCGCAGCAGAGCACACUUGA